This is a messenger RNA of Pararge aegeria (speckled wood butterfly), 1949 nucleotides long. RefSeq lists its product as uncharacterized. Lineage: Eukaryota; Metazoa; Arthropoda; Insecta; Lepidoptera; Nymphalidae. Bases 113 to 1060 code for a protein of 315 amino acids. Gene Ontology annotation, molecular function: mRNA binding; zinc ion binding. Gene Ontology annotation, biological process: negative regulation of translation; oogenesis. The transcript is spliced from 7 exons. The record is from RefSeq and is a predicted model, not a curated record. Gene Ontology annotation, cellular component: perinuclear region of cytoplasm.
UACAUUGUUGUAUAAAUAGAGCCCCGCGCACUAGAACGUUCUUUUGCUUUUGAGUGAAGUUGGGCGGAACACGUCGGGCAAAAUAUUAAGUUUUUUAAUUUCAUUAAAAAGUAUGGAAACCUAUCAAUUUAAUUUUAAUAAUAUGGAUGAAGGAAAGUCCAUAUUUACGACGGCAAGUGAUAGUCAAGCAACAAAUACAGCGGCUACUGAGAGUUUUGCACCAUCAGACAAUAGAAACUCCGGCAUCGGUCAAGGGAGCGUGUUUUCUCCGUUAGCGCCGCCGUUCCAGAGCCGAAUUACUGAAGAUCUCAUUUCCAUGGUGAAUCCGCAGGAGCCCCGAGCGGGCGACAUUGCGCCGUCUAGCUCUGAUAUUGAUGAAGUACUGAUGAAUCUACGCAUCAACAGCUCUGAUUCACUUUUCGAAGAUCCAGCGGAACAGAGUAAUCACAACUUUUUCAUGGGUUCUAGAUCCGAGUCUGUUGCAUCGGCGCCUGGGAAUAUUUGGUCUGAAAAUUCCACUCCAAAGAAUAACGAGAUGUUUGACAACUUCGAAUUUUUCCUCAAAACGUUGUCUUCAGCCAACACCUACGCGUCAAUGCUGACUCGUGAGCAACUGUCGGUGCUACAGUCCAUCCGCCCAAGCUUGCUCUUUGAGUUUCUGCAGGAAGUUGCCAGAAUACGCACUGAGAAGCGGAUGCAGAGGGCACUACCGCAUGAGUGCGCAUUCUGUAAGAAUAAUGGCGAGAACGAAGAGAAUUACUCGUCGCACGCGCUCAAAGACUGGCGCGGACGCGUGCAGUGUCCCGUGCUGCGAGCCUUCCGCUGCCCUCGCUGUGGAGCUACCGGAGACCGCGCGCACACAAUCAAGUACUGCCCGGCCAAUGAGAAUGGCAUGGAUCGCCAGGGUUCUCUGCUGCGACGUCGCUUAUCGUCCAACUCAUUCAUACUGGGCGAGAACGGCAGAACCGGGUACUCGGCGCCCUCCACCCCGGCCCAGUCCCCGUCGGCCACCUCUGCUUUCAACAACUCUUCCUUUUGGUCUAACUUUGGCGUGAACUAAACUUUGAAAGUAUCUUUAAGUAUUGCGAAUUUGACAAGUCAAGUGUCCAUUAUACACUUUACUUGUGUUCACAGAUAUUUUCCGUAUAAUUUAUGUAUAAGCCAAAAUGUAUGGACAUUUUAUAGGUUCAUUAAAUCUAGUUUUUGAUAAUUAUCUCUGAUAAUGUAUUACAUUUUGAAGAGCACGACUUAGGAGCUGUUUCAUAAUUCUAUGAGGGCUACUAAAAAAUAGGUAUAUUAUACCUAUCAGUUUGUUAUAUCUAAAUACUUACGAUAAGGUAUAACGCCAUGGUUUUUUUACAUUUAAAAAUAUUUUUUACAAUUACUUAUAAACGUUGUAACAAUAUACGUCUCAUAUUUGGGUCGUCCGCCAAUUAGCAAAGGAAUGUUUACUUUACUAUUUUCAAAGUAGAAAAGUAAACAGCAGCGACAUUAGUUGAUCGAAUUAAAUGGUUCAAUACUGAAGUAUGCUGGACAUACUUUUGUUGAAAUGGUCCAAAAUCAACAGGCUCUGACGGCUCAACUCUUUAUUUUGUUCUAUUUUAAUUUUCAUUGGAUUUCAUAUUAUUCCCCAACUUGUUUGCCUUUUUAAACAAAUUAAUUUAUAAUAUUUCUUAAUAAACUCAAUUUAAUCAUUGCAAUCUAAAAUUUUCAAUCGAAUUUAUUGUUAAUAUCUAAUAGUUGAUUAAAUUAUAAAUGAAUUCAUGGAAAUUGCAUAAUUUUCAUCAGAACUAUUUACUGCAAUAAAUUGGCAUUAUAAAUUGUAUUAAUGUAUUUUAGCAGCAGCUUCACCAAUGAAAAUAAAUUUUCUUUUCUUAUUUACCUGUCAUUUUCGGUGUAGGGUAUCUUAAGUAUUCAUUUCUCUUUUUUUAAAUAAAACUAAGCAUUAA